AUGUCUGCUAAUGUUAUGUCUCGCACUUCGUCGACUGCGACGCCUACAUGGCAUCACUUCGAGCGGAAGCUCGAAGAGGUCAAACCAUCUAAAACCGAUAUCAACUAUUUGGUCAUGGAUUACCUCAUCACCAAUGGCUAUCCCGCUGCUGCGAAGAAAUUCGCAGUGGAGGCCAACAUCCAGCUCAGAACGGAUCUUGAAGCCAUCCAAGAGCGGGUUGAAAUUCGCACUGCAAUUCACUCUGGUGAUAUCCAGGCGGCCGUUGAAAAGAUCAAUGAGCUGAAUCCUCAGAUCCUUGAUGAAGACCCGUCUUUGCACUUCUCCCUCCUACGUCUCCAGCUGGUUGAGUUGAUCCGGACCUGCAUGGACACCCCUGGUAGCGAUAUUGCUCCUGCUCUGGAUUUUGCGACGGCACAACUUGCACCCCGCGCCCCUACAAACCCUCAGUUCUUGGCAGACCUCGAGCGGACUCUUGCCCUUCUUAUUUUCCCCAGUGAUAAACUGGCCCCAUCGCUUGCGUCGCUCCUGGACCCUGCACUUCGUAAAGAAAUCGCAACCCGAGUCAACGAGGCAAUUCUGCAGAACCAGGGUGCUCGUAAAGAGGCCCGGCUGCGCAAUCUUGUGAAGACCCGGGCAUACGCCGAGCUAAAGGCACGAGAGGCCAAAAAAGACAUCCCAGAUACCUUGGAUAUUGGCUUGGUCGGCGAUUCUCACGACAACAGUAACAGUAAUGACCUUGCUACUAACAUUCGUGACACUCUGAUGUCGAACAACAGCGACAUUGAUCCAAUGAUCUCCUGA
Messenger RNA from Penicillium psychrosexuale, 801 nucleotides. Its product is annotated as glucose-induced degradation complex GID8. NCBI's taxonomy places the organism in Eukaryota, Fungi, Ascomycota, Eurotiomycetes, Eurotiales, Aspergillaceae. The transcript has 4 exons. The coding region runs from base 1 to 801 and encodes 266 amino acids. Gene Ontology annotation, molecular function: protein binding. Gene Ontology annotation, biological process: proteasome-mediated ubiquitin-dependent protein catabolic process. The record is from RefSeq and is a predicted model, not a curated record. Gene Ontology annotation, cellular component: cytoplasm; nucleus.